AUGAAGUCGCUGAUGUGUGCGAAGGCGGUACUCGACGGUAGUGAUGGGCGCUUGAAUGUGGCGACACUGAACCCUAAACCACUGACGAUGGUGCGUUUCGUUUUAAAAUGUUGGGUUAAUUUGAGGGUUUUAUAUUUGGUUUCAUUUAGGUUGAAGGUAGACAUUCCCGUAUAUCACGGUUGGAUUAUAGCUCCACAGGAUAUCGAAACUUCAAAUGCCAUUGGCUCAAAGUCGUAUGAUACGCUGAUGGAGGAUCUUACGGAUCUACAAAUUCGAAAUAUGAGAACUCUUUCUAUGAAUACUAGAGAUCCUGAGAAUCAUGAAAGUGAUGAAGUAGUGAAAGAAACAGAUACGUCGGGUGGUGAGUGUAGCGGAUCAAGGAUCAGGCGCGAUGGUGAUUGGGUAACUUUCGGUGAAUCAACGUCAAAUGAAGCAAGCUCAUCUGCAGUUAAUAUCGUUCGUGGAUCAGCGAUAGAGAUGACGGAAAUUAUAUCCGGUUCUUCAACUUCAACAUCUAACGAGAAUGAAGAUGAGGUUGGAAUUACUGCAAGACAAGGGGAACUGAUAAAAAACUUUCUCGACAACAAUGCGAGUCAGUUAACUGUGCAUGGCUUAUAUUGCUUGAUAGACGGUAUAAAAGAUCGCGAACUUUGUGUGUUAUUUCGCAAUGAUCACUUCAGUACAAUGUUCAAGGUUGGUUCUUUCAAUAAACUUUGUAUGUCAUUUCAAAGUCUAACUCUUUUGUAUGUUGUCUAA
Molecule: messenger RNA, 756 nt
Organism: Helianthus annuus (common sunflower)
Lineage: Eukaryota; Viridiplantae; Streptophyta; Magnoliopsida; Asterales; Asteraceae
Exons: 4
Coding region: 1-756 (251 amino acids)
Biological process (GO): protein K48-linked deubiquitination
Cellular component (GO): cell periphery; cytosol
Molecular function (GO): cysteine-type deubiquitinase activity; K48-linked deubiquitinase activity; cysteine-type carboxypeptidase activity
Source: RefSeq, a predicted model, not a curated record